Molecule: messenger RNA, 4852 nt
Organism: Pelodiscus sinensis (Chinese soft-shelled turtle)
Lineage: Eukaryota; Metazoa; Chordata; Testudines; Trionychidae
Gene: OCA2
Product: OCA2 melanosomal transmembrane protein
Biological process (GO): melanin biosynthetic process; transmembrane transport; melanocyte differentiation
Cellular component (GO): melanosome membrane
Source: RefSeq, a predicted model, not a curated record
UUAAGUUUAUCCUGUGCAGACUAACUCGGCUACCCCCUGAAGCAUCAUCUGUUCUGUAACUUUUUGUUGAGUGACUUAAAACAGGCUUUUGUGCUGUAUUCAACUUCAGUAAAAAAAAAUUUCAGUUUAUUCUCAAAACUCAGGAGUGUGUGAAGUGUUGGCUUAAUAAAGCUAACAGUGAUCCAUUUACCUGUUCUCUCCCUGCACUCUGUAACAACUAGCUCAGUAUUAGGAAGAGUUUUGUUGAGGCUGAGAAUACUGGUGGUGGUAGUCAAAUCAAGUGCUAGCUCCUUACUGGGGUGGGUCACAUGAUAGUAAAUCUAGGAUUUCUUGCUUCAUUUAUAUGUGUGCAUAGAAUGUUACGGUCACUCCUAGAUCAAGGGAUGCUGUUAAAAGCUGAUUGUAUUUCCUCUGUGAACUAUUCAUUUAGAUAAAUAAACUUUCCAUUCAGAACACACAAGGCAUCUUGCUGCUCACCUAACUGAAGAAGCUGAGUUCGUUUUAAAGUCUUCCUUUUCUUUGUGCAAUCCAUUUCAUUUUUUGAGUCCUUUUCCAAUAAUAAAAGAAUCUCUGCAAGAACUCUACAAAAAAUAAGAAUAGAAAACCAGUAAGAAGGUAUGUACUUGGAUAGUAAAGAUGACGGCACAAUCACUAGAAAUCUAGAGAUGGAGCUGACUCAGACAUCCUCUCCUCACCAUGCUAGCUCACACGGAAAGGUGGCGGCUGAACCAAUUGCCAGCAACUUAAAUGAGCUCUUGAAGGAGUUUCACGGAAUGGUGGCUAUUCAGGGACAGCCACAAAUACCGUAUCAAAAUGGAGCAGUAGGCCAGGAUUGCUGUGUUCCCCUUGGGAAAGAUUUCAAUCCACUCGCCAUGCAGGGGAGGUACCACUUCAGUUUGCCCAAAUUAUUCAGCACAAGGUCAAAGGACAACUGCUUUACAGAGAAGACUCCUCUGCUGAAGGUUUCCACUGAGGACAAUGGGUUACGAUGUAUGGCACUUCAUAAUCCAGAUUUUACUACAGAUGAUGAUUCAUGGGACAACAGCUCUAUAGAAUUUGAGCAGAGGUCUCACCUGGGAAGUGAAAUCAUGAGCUUGUCUAGGUCUGCUUCCUCUGAGAAAUAUGAACUCUUGGACAACCUUCAUGUAAAGUUCAAUUUAUCAAAGAUGAGAUGCUGUUUGAGAUUCCUGAAAGUUUCAACCCUUUUUAUCUUUGUAGUUGUGUGCUCUAUUUUAUUUAGUACUUAUCCCGACCAAGGAGCACCCUGGCAGAUGUUGGCUGUGUCACCAUUGGAAAGCUACUCUAUGAAUAUUACAGAUUUUCGUGAAUCUUCCCUACUGAAGUUAGAAUUAGGAGGACCUUUUGUAGCAGAUGUGGUUGAUCGUCGGGCAGAGGAAUACAUAAUAGUGCAAAUUGGGCAAAUAGAAGACCCUGGGUCUCGAAGAAGACGUCAGCUGCAGGUUUUAUACAACUGGACUCUACCUUUAAACUCAAGACGAAAUGAGCAAGUUAUCACAACUAAAACCUUUGAGAUACCUAACAGUAAUGCAAUCUCCAUAAACAUUCAAGCUUUUCUGCAGGAAUCUGAAAUUGUUCCUCUCUCCAUAAAGCAUCAGUAUCUUCAUGCGAAUAUAGAGACACAAGUAACCAUUGCAUCAGUCAUCUUGGCAGGUGUUUAUGUGCUUAUCAUAUUGGAGAUUGUUCACAGAACCCUAGCAGCCAUGUUGGGCUCUUUGGCAGCUUUAGCUGCACUAGCUGUGGUUGGUGAGAGACCAAGCAUGGUCAAAGUGGUGGAGUGGAUUGAUUAUGAAACUCUGGCGCUGUUGUUUGGAAUGAUGCUUCUAGUGGCCAUAUUUUCAGAAACUGGAUUUUUUGAUUACUGUGCAGUAAAGGCUUACCAACUCUCUAGAGGCAGAGUGUGGGCCAUGAUUAUCAUUCUGUGUCUUAUUGCUGCAAUUCUUUCUGCAUUUUUGGACAAUGUUACCACAAUGCUUCUCUUUACUCCAGUAACCAUCAGGUUAUGUGAGGUACUUAAUCUUGAUCCUAGACAUGUCCUGAUUGCAGAAGUAAUCUUCACGAACAUUGGAGGAGCUGCCACAGCUGUCGGGGAUCCGCCAAAUGUGAUUAUUGUUUCAAAACAGGAAGUGAGGAAGGCGGGUCUGGAUUUUGCAGCAUUUACUGGACAUAUGUUUGUUGGAAUUUGUCUUGUUCUUCUGGUCUCCUUUCCUUUCCUCAGACUACUUUUCUGGAACAAAAAGCUUUACAACAAGGAGCCAAGUGAGAUUGUUGAGCUGAAACACGAGAUCCAUGUUUGGAGACUAACAGCACAACGAAUCAACCCCGCCAGUAGAGAAGAAACUGCCGUGAAAUGCCUCUUAAUGCAGAAAGUUUUGGCUCUGGAGAUCUUGCUGAAGAACAAACUCAAAACAUUCCAUAAGCAAAUUUCACAAGAAGAUAAAAAUUGGGAAACAAAUAUUCAGGAACUCCAAAAAAAGCACAGAAUAACAGACAAAAUACUUCUCAUCAAAUGCCUGACUGUGCUGGGAUUUGUUAUCCUGAUGUUCUUUCUCAAUUCAUUUGUUCCAGGCAUUCACCUCGAUCUUGGAUGGAUUGCAAUGUUGGGAGCUAUUUGGCUACUAGUGUUAGCUGAUAUCCAUGAUUUUGAGAUGAUACUAAACAGAGUGGAAUGGGCAACACUUCUUUUUUUUGCAGCACUGUUUGUUCUAAUGGAGGCUUUGGCUCAUCUUCAUUUAAUAGAUUAUAUAGGAGAACAGACAGCUUUGUUAAUAAAGGUGGUUCCUGAGGAUCAGCGCCUUGCGGUGGCUAUCAUUUUAGUCCUCUGGGUCUCUGCUCUGGCAUCAUCCCUCAUUGACAACAUUCCGUUCACAGCUACAAUGAUUCCUGUGCUUCUCAACCUGAGUCAAGAUCCUGAUGUUAACCUGCCUGUGAAACCACUCAUCUUUUCCUUGGCCAUGGGUGCAUGUCUUGGAGGUAAUGGGACAUUGAUCGGAGCAUCUGCAAAUGUUGUUUGUGCAGGAAUUGCAGAACAGCAUGGCUAUGGCUUCUCUUUCAUGGAAUUUUUCAGGUUGGGAUUCCCCAUGAUGAUUAUAUCCUGUACCAUUGGGAUGUGUUAUCUCCUUGUUGCUCAUGUUGUACUGGGUUGGAAUUCUUAAUAAUUUAUACUUUCAAGACCAAAAGAAGCAUUCUGUCUUGUUCAGUCUAUACAUCAGAGCUCUAAGAAGACACCACAGAAAAAGAAGAAAAAUCUCCCCUUUAAAAAGUCUUAGUUUUUGUUAUUCAUAAACGUAUGUCCUGUGAACAAUUUGCAGAGCUGAGUAUUGAACUUUAAUGAAUCCAAAUGGUUUGUCAUGGUCAAUAUUAAUAAGAACACAAAGACACACCAUUACAAGGGAAUAUGUUGUGUCUUGAAACUUGUCUUUUCACAAUAUGAGCACAGUCACACAUGAAAAAAAGUCAUUCCCAAUGAAAGAUGUUCAGUAGUUUCUUCUUAGGGGUUCAUUUGUUUUUGUCAAUAUAUUUAGCAAUUUGUGUUAAAAGUAACAUUCAGCCUCUACAAACUAACAAUAGACAUGUAAGCAGACAAUAUGUACAUUAAGAGAGAUGUACCAUUGUCUAUGUUUAAAAUUAAAACCAUCCCAAUAAGAAUUUGAUAUGGAAGAAAUUAUUUUGAAAUUGACUAAUAGGUUACACGCCCAUAGUUUUUUUUCUUUUACAAUUUCAUGUUAAUUCAAAUCUUAUUGGCUAUAAAAUAUAGCAUUCAGUUCUUUGGUGGAUUACCCUACAUAUUUUAAUAGGUUCAGAUACUACCUGUAAUAUGAAUCAAAUUCUGUUACAAUUAAAGAAACGUACUAGUUUGUGUUGAUCCAUGGUUUUAAAAAUAUCCUGGUAAUUUCUAUUGCCCUCAACAGGUCUCAUGUCAUGCUUAUGAUGAUGACAUCUAGAGGUUAGCCUUUCUGUGCUGAAUAAAACAAGUGAGAAAACUGAUUCAAAACCCCUUAAAUACAUUUGUUCGUACACAUUCCAUUUUACUCACCAAUGUAUAUAAUGAUUCCUUUUCUUAUAUAUUAGAAUCAAUCUUGCCUUUCGAAGGCCAAGCCUUCUAUAUAACUUAACCCCCCACCAUACUGUAAGAAAAAUGAGAGACCCUGCAACACCAAACAUAGUCAAGCAUCCCACCUAUCCAUCAUAUCUACUCAGCCAAACUACUGGUAUGAGUAGGAAAUAUCAUUGGUUUCUAUUUAGGACCUGCCAGAAGGACUGUCCUAAUCUACUUGGCCUAUCAGUGGUGGGUGUACUUUAAGCAGGGAGUAAAAUAUUCUGUAAAAUAUCCAAAAGUUUUGGAAUAAAUUCAGUCUCUUUCUGGAAGUUUGAUAUGUGGUAAUAUUUUUCUGAUAAUUUCCUUAAAAUAAACUGAUUUACUUCCUGGAGCAUCAUUGCUGCCUUAUUUGUAUUGUGAGACCAGGUUUACUGAGAGGGUAGGGGACAAAACAAAUGAGGAAAAUAAGAUAGUGUUAUUGUUAGCAGAGAGUAUUUUUAUGUGACAGUAAUCGAGUGCUCAGUCACCAAGGCAGAAUGGUGAUACAUCAACAUGUUUUCCUGUCAUAAUACCCUUGUUUCUCACUUCAGCAGACAAUGUACUUAAAUGAGGUUUAUACACAUACAUCAGAGCAUUUCAAGAUAAUGCAGUAAUUUUCAUUGACGCCCUUCCUAAUUGUUAUAGUAAUCUGUGCAUCAGGAUGACUACAUGCUCAACAUAACUAGUGCACGGGAUUGGUUGGAAUACUAUGUACAAUGAAAAUAAAAGUUGAAAGCUUGGAAAAAAUGAACAAUA